Messenger RNA from Porites evermanni, 2266 nucleotides. NCBI's taxonomy places the organism in Eukaryota, Metazoa, Cnidaria, Anthozoa, Scleractinia, Poritidae. The record is from the annotation of a GenBank genome assembly.
GGUGAUAAUCGGAGCUUGGGUGACCUGUGAUCGCACGUCGUGACGUGACAAUUUUCAACAUGGCGACGAAACAUCGGGUCCUUAUCACUGGAGCGUCUGGCCUUCUAGGGCGAGCAAUUCUAAAGCAGUUUUCUAACUCCGAUAGCUGGGAAGUGUUAGGCCUUGCUCAUUCGCGGGCCACAGGGGCUCUAAAAAAGGUAAAUCUGUUGGAUUUCGACGAAGCGCAGCGAGUUGUGACGGAGUUCAAGCCCCAUGUGUUGAUCCAUUCUGCCGCAGAAAGAAGGCCAGACGUCGUGGAAAACGACGAGGAAACUUGCGAAAAAAUGAACGUGGGUAUAACUAAAGUCUUAGCAACAACCAUAAACGAUUUGAACAAUGGAUUGGAAGUCCCGGAACAUUUUAUGCUAUAUAUCAGUACCGAUUAUGUGUUCGAUGGCACGAGUCCACCUUACAAACCUAUAGAUAAGCCAAACCCGUUAAACAAGUACGGAAAAAGUAAGCUGGCAGGAGAGAAAGUGGUGCAGACCUGUCUUUCUGAUUCGGGAAUCCUCCGAAUUCCAAUUUUGUACGGAAACGUGGAAUAUUUGAAGGAAAGUGCGGUCACAGGUUUGUAGCUACUGGUUAUUUAUUUUAUUGAUUUUUUUUGUACAUAUCUCCAUGUAUUUUUGCAGUUUUAAUUGUCUGUCUUAUUUAAACUUAGUUGAUGGUCUGUCUUGUAUAUGGGGUCUUUGACUCUUUUACAGAUCGUAGCUAUUGUAUUAAAACAUUCAUGGUAUGGGAAGGAUUUUGACUAGGAUCUUAUAAUCUUCCACAUUAUUUUUUACUUGCAAAGUUGCAUCUUUUUUUACAUUCAAUUUAAUGUUCAAGUUCAUUGUUUAUUAAUUUAUGAGUGAAGGGUUCAGCUAGAAUUAUUUCUGUAAGUUACUUUUUGUGUAAUAGUUAGAUAGCCUUGUAACUUAGGGGAUUUAAGGUGAGACGUUAAUUGUAUGGGAAGGAUUCUGACUAGCAUUUUUGGUUUUGUGAAUUCUCUGUUUUAUUAUUCUAGUUCUCUUUGAAGCUCUGAAAGAAACUGGAAAACCUACCAAAAUGGAUGAUUAUGCAUUCCGGUAUCCUACCCUGGUUGAUGACAUUGCCACAGUUUGCAGAUUCAUUGCAGAAAAGCGCAUCACAGAUUCUUCUUUCAAAGGAAUUUGGCACUGGAGUGGAACAGAAGUCAUGACAAAAUAUGCAAUGGUUUGCCAAAUGGCAGAGAUUUUUGGUUUAUCACACAGUCACCUGAUUCCAAAUCCUGAUGCCCCUAGUGCUGGAACUCCAAGGCCCCACAACACUGCUCUUAGCUGCUUGGAUCUGGAAUCCAUGAUGGAAGACGGUGGGGCAAGCAUGCGCACUCCAUUCAAGGAAGGAAUCAAACAGUGUCUGCAGCCUUUUGUUUAACUUACAAAUUUAUCAAGCUGAAAUGUAUGCUCUGUGACUGUAGUAUUUUGUCCGUAUAUUGAUUCCCCAGGGCUUGAAAAAAGGCCCAUGUACAUGUAUAGUAGUCCAGGACAAGUACAUUUCUUGCUGGGCAAGUAACUUUUAAAGCUUAGUUAAUGCCCUUGUUUUACUUACACAUUAAUAAGGCUGAAAUAAAUGCUCUACAGUAUUUUUUCCUAAGUAUUGAUCCCCCAGGGUUUAAGGAAAGUCCUGUCCAGUAGUCUGGGGCAAAUUUCAAAUAGAUUUUCUUGCUGGGAAAGGAAGUUUUAAGGCUCACUUGCCCAGUGGGAAACGGUCCAGGUAAGUCACCCUUUAACCAAGUCAUUAACUGAGACGAGCAAGAAGUGGCCCCAGGCUUCUUGCCCAAAGGACUUGCUGGGAUUCAAGUUGUUCUUGAGCCCUGUUCUCGACAAAAUAUUACUAAGGCUAUGGGAUACCUGCUACCUUUAAACACCAGUUAAAGAGUAUGUACCCAGCAUAGUGAUAAAAAGGUUAAUAUUUUAAUAUGAAAAUUCCCUACAGUUUGGAUACUUAAAGUAAAUUUUAUAAGCCAAGAUAAAGAUAAAGAUAAAAGAUAUUUUAUGUUAGUAAAAUCCAACUAGUGGUCUAUUAUCAAUUCUGCGUUCUGAUUGGUUGAGCUACUACUAGGCUAUCUGUUAUAGCCCACUAGUAGCGAAAAAGCACGAGCUUUGAAAAGCAAAACAGUGGUAGUUGAAUCACGUUUUGCUAGCUAAAGUUGUUUUGUCUCGAUAUCUUUGACUAACUAUUUGGAUUUUACUAAAAGAAUUAUUCU